This is a messenger RNA of Opisthocomus hoazin, 3105 nucleotides long. The record is from RefSeq and is a predicted model, not a curated record. Lineage: Eukaryota; Metazoa; Chordata; Aves; Opisthocomiformes; Opisthocomidae.
GGCCAGAUCUGGCAGAUAGCUGAUAUGAGGACUUUGCUGACUUCAGAAAGCUGAGUGUAACACCAAUAGACUGCAGUGAAAGGAAAUAUUAUCCCUCCAAGCAGCUCAUAUACAGAUGACUUCUGGUAGCUUUAAAUUAACCUGUUGCUCACCUGCAAAGACACAGCUGUUGUUUCUUUCAGCACACAUGGAGGAAGGCAACAAACUUCGUAACCCUGGCUAAUAAGGCUGUGGCUUUCUUAUAAAAAGUAGGAGGUAGGCCAAUUAUAAAAGGAUUAUUUUAUACCUGAAUUCCAGGACUUUAUCUCUAGCCUGAACACUGGACAUAAAUAGAAGCCAAUUUUAAUGACCUGAGAUUUUACUACCUGUGCUUUAUUAUUGUAAUCAGUUCUUUAACACUUUGGUACUUUAUUUCUUUAACUUAGAAAUGGGUUCAUGGACUAGAAUGUGGCCCACGGAUUGGGCUGUUCUCAUGAAAUCAUGGCUUAUCUUUUCCCUGGGGCUCUACAUGCAGGUCUCCAAAACUUUGGCCUGCCCAAAAGUGUGCCGCUGUGACCGAAACUUUGUCUACUGUAAUGAGAGAAGCUUGACCUCAGUGCCUCUUGGGAUACCGGAGGGUGUAACCGUCCUCUACCUCCAUAAUAACCAAAUUAAUAAUGCUGGAUUUCCUGCAGAGCUGCACAAUGUCCAGUCUGUGCACACAGUCUACCUGUAUGGCAACCAGUUGGAUGAAUUCCCCAUGAACCUGCCCAAGAAUGUCAGGGUUCUCCACCUGCAGGAAAACAACAUUCAGACCAUUUCUCGGGCUGCCCUUGCUCAGCUUUUGAAGCUGGAAGAGCUGCACCUGGAUGACAACUCCAUCUCCACUGUUGGCGUUGAGGAUGGGGCAUUCCGGGAAGCCAUCAGCCUCAAGCUUCUGUUCUUGUCCAAGAAUCACUUAAGCAGCGUACCAGUAGGCCUUCCAGUGGACUUACAAGAACUUCGAGUAGACGAAAACCGAAUUGCUGUCAUUUCAGACCUGGCUUUCCAGAAUCUUACAAGCCUGGAACGUCUGAUUGUGGAUGGCAAUCUCCUUACUAAUAAAGGCAUAGCUGAAGGCACCUUCAGCCACCUCUCCAAGCUCAAGGAAUUCUCAAUAGUGCGGAAUUCACUGACCUACCCUCCUCCCGAUCUUCCAGGUACACAUCUGCUAAGGCUCUACUUGCAGGACAACCAGAUAACCCAUAUACCACUUACAGCCUUUUCAAACCUCCGUAAGCUGGAACGGCUUGAUAUCUCCAACAAUCAGCUUCGGAUGUUGGUAAAGGGGGUAUUUGAUAAUCUCCACAACCUGAGGCAACUCACUGUAAGGAAUAAUCCCUGGUUGUGUGACUGCAGUAUUAAGUGGGUCACUGAAUGGCUCAAAUUUAUUCCUGCUUCUAUCAAUGUACGGGGUUUUAUGUGCCAGGGACCAGAGCAGGUCCGAGGUAUGGCAGUCAGAGAGCUCAAUAUGAAUAUGUUAUCAUGCCCCACCACCACCCCUGGUCUGCCACUUAUCAUCACCCCAGUCCCAGCUACAGCCAUGCCAACUACAUUAGUUCCCACUUCAUCAGUUCCUCCCCCAGCUAGCAAAUAUAAUCUUCUCACUCCCACCACAGCCACACUCCCCACUGUGCCUGACAGAGAGGACAGAGAAAGGGUGACACCUCCUAUAUCUGAAAGGAUUCAACUCUCCAUCCAUUUUGUGAAUGACACUUGCAUCCAAGUUAACUGGAUGUCUCUUUUUACCGUGAUGGCAUAUAAGCUUACAUGGGUUAAAAUGGGCCAUAGUCUGGUAGGAGGAAUUGUUCAGGAACGAAUAGUUAGUGGUGAGAAGCAACACUUAAGCUUGGUAAAUCUGGAGCCUAAAUCCACCUAUCGGAUUUGCUUGGUUCCACUGGAUACUUACAACAAUUACCGAACUGGAGAAGACACUGUCUGUUCAGAAGCCACAACCAAGGCUUCAUUUUUGAGCAAUGGCAGCAACAUCCCCUCCAGCCAUGAGCAGACAACCUCUCAGAACCUGGGCUCCCCAUUUCUGCUGGCAGGGUUGAUUGGGGGUGCAGUGAUAUUUGUCCUUGUGGUCCUGCUCAGCAUUUUUUGUUGGCACAUGCACAAAAAAGGGCGUUACACCUCCCAGAAGUGGAAAUAUAACCGGGGCCGUCGGAAAGAUGACUACUGCGAGGCAGGGACCAAGAAGGACAACUCCAUCCUGGAGAUGACGGAAACCAGCUUCCAGAUUGUCUCCUUAAAUAAUGAUCAGCUCCUUAAAGGAGAUUUCAGACUGCAGCCCAUUUAUACCCCAAACGGGGGCAUUAACUACACAGACUGCCACAUCCCCAACAACAUGCGAUAUUGCAACAGCAAUGUCUCAGACCUGGAGCACUGUCAUACAUGAUAGUGAGGGGAGAUGGGGGUGUCUAGGACAAAGAGAAAAAAACUCUGGAAAAAGUAACCCCCCGACAACAAUGAAAAAAUUACAUUUGAUAAAUGUUACCCAGAUGCAUUUAUGCAUUUGAAUACUCUGUAAUUUAUAUGGUGUACUAUAUAAUGGGAUUUAAAAAAAGUGCUAUCUUUUCUAUUUCAAGUUAAUUGCAAAUGGUUUUGUAACUCUUUGCUUUUUAAAUCUUUAAAAAAUAUUGCGAAGUACUGUACAGGGUUGUACAAUAAGAACCCAGUGUCAUGGCAAAGGAAAGAAUGACUCAUUCUUCAAACAUUAACCACUUUGCUGUCGAAGCUGUCUGAGGGAUGUUAAGUUUCUACGUGUCCUAUAGUACAGGAAAAUAAGUGCAUAUUAAAACAGGGUCACUAGAAAUGAACAAAAACAAUUCAGAUAGAAUGGGUACAACCCUUCCAUCUUGAACCUGUCAUUUGCUGUUGAGCUUCAAACAAUUGGAAAUACUUCUGUUCCCUUUCGUCAGUUCUGCAUUUCCCACUUCCAGCUGAAAGUUGGAGUUCUGAGUGCUACCAAAAAGGCUACUUUCUUGUUUGAUUAGUUUUCUCCCAAUAUACCUGGAAUAAGAAAGGUAGACAGAACUCAGUGUCAAAGUGACCUUGAUUCCUAUUUGCAAAGCUACUCUGAAAGUG